AUGUCCGGGCAAAGCUUAGAAUGGCUCACAAAAGAAUGGUUGCGCCUUGACCGGAACCCCACGACUCGAGCUCAAAUUGAGGACCUAUGUGCCAAAGGGAACAACGAAGAGCUGGCUGAUCGGCUCUUGAAGCGUAUCAGUUUUGGUACGGCUGGUCUUCGAGCGGAGAUGUCCGCUGGAUUUUCACGUAUGAAUGAUCUUACCGUCAUCCAAGCAUCUCAAGGCCUUGCGGCAUACUUGAUUGAGAACAUCCCCAACGUCGAGUCAAGGGGCGUGGUAGUAGGACACGACCACCGUCACAAUUCUCGGCGCUUCGCUCACCUGGCAUCAUUGGCUUUCAUCCGACGCGGAAUAAAAUGUUAUUUGCUGAAGGGCAUCGUUGCAACUCCUAUUGUGCCAUUUGGGACUAAGUUUCUUGGCGCAGCAGCUGGGGUGAUGAUCACAGCGUCCCACAAUCCGGCUGCUGAUAAUGGCUACAAACUCUACUAUUCGAAUGCGGUCCAGAUCAUUCCACCUCACGAUGCAGGAAUUGCUGCUGCAAUCGAAGGUAACCUUGAGGUAGUCGAGGAAGCAUGGGAUCUUGAUCUGGUCGACCGUUCAAAAGACAAACUGUGCUUUGAUCGUACCGACACAAUCAAGGAACAGUAUUUUCAAAUGGCUGCUAGUCUAUCUACGCGCGAAAGGUAUACAUCCCCUCUUAAUCGACGUAUGCUCACAAAUUUAAAUUCGGCCACUCCCAUCACAUUCAUUUACACUCCGAUGCAUGGAGUUGGGUUACCAUUCGUGACACAUGUACUGACCGAAGGUUUCGGGUUUCCUCGCCAGUCAUUGAUCACUGUACCUCAACAAUCCGAACCUGAUCCUAGUUUUCCAAGCGUGAAGUUCCCCAAUCCAGAGGAAAAAGGUGCAUUAGAUUUGGCGAUGCGACUAGGCGAGGAAAUUUACUCGAAGGAUUCCAAGAAAAACAUUAUCCUACUUGCAAACGACCCGGAUGCUGACCGUUUUUGCGCAGCGGAAUGGCUGGGCUCCCAGUGGCACGUGUUUUCUGGUGAUGAGAUCGGGAGUAUCUUGGGAGUUUGGACUCUAGAACAGUAUAAGAGAUCUGGUCAACCACUUGAUAAACUAGCUAUGCUUGCUUCCACCCCGUCAUCCAAACUCUUAGCGACCGUGGCAAUCCAAGAGGGAUUCAAGUUCAAAGAGACAUUGACUGGCUUCAAGUACCUUGGGAACGCUACACUCGAGCUGGAAUUGGAGGGAUUUAAGGUGCCAUUUGCGUAUGAAGAGGCGUUGGGAUAUAUGUGUGGGAACUCACUACGUGACAAAGACGGAAUCACUGCGUUGGCAAUAUGGGCUGAACUGGCCACAGAGCUGGCAGAAAGAGGCGUAUCACUGACUCAAUACUUGGACAGCAUUUACCAGCGCUAUGGGUACUUUGCAACCAAUAACGGCUACUUCACCUGCAAAGAUCCUUCAAAGGUUGAUCAAGCUUUCCACAAAUUACGUUUCGGUGCAGCAAACGAUACGAAAUUGGAUCAGAGGGAAGCUGUUGUCCAAGCUUUACAGUUCCCUCAGACUCUCGCCUCCUUUCCAAUCGAAUGCAUCAGAGAUUUGACGAUUGGUUAUGAUAAUUCUCGUCCGCCUGAUUUCUUACCUGAUUUACCAACAUCUCGCAGUUCACAGAUGAUUACCUUCACGAUUGGAGGUGAAGGUGGGAAAGUGAUUGCUACCCUCAGAACUAGUGGUACAGAGUUAUGGAAGCUCAAGUAUUAUGUCGAAGGUUCGGCUCCGCUUCGUGAAACUGCCGUGCAAAAGGUGAACCGAAUCGUGGAAGCGCUUAGAGAUGAAUGGAUGCUAGGACAGUUGCAUCGGGCAAAUGGCAAAUGGCAUCGUACUUUGGCAGAACAUGCCUUGAAAGAGCCCCGACUCUGCCCGAUUCCGGGAACCACCCGCCACACCCCGAUCACUGGUGACGUCACUCCCUGUCCUCACCCCACAACACCGCCGCGACCAUAUCUGACCCCCUUUUCCGAUCGAGCUAUCUACUCCAACUUCAACGUAGAUAUCCACACAAUACUUCCUUACAUGAUGACUGUCACUAAAACUUCAGUUCCUCAGACCCAAUCAGCUAUUCAGAUCUGCCAAACUGGUGGAGUUGAGGUGAUACAACUUAAAGAGAUACCUAUACCUGAACUUGGGGAAGAUGAAAUAUUGAUAAAGGUCGAAUGGUGCGGGGUCAACUUCAUCGACACAUAUUUUCGUUCCGGUCUUUACAGCGUCUCAUUGCCUUUCACCCUUGGCAAUGAAGCGGCCGGAACGAUAGUCCGUCUCGGUUCCCGAGUCACUAGCUUUUCUCUUGGUGAACGUGUUGUGGGAUACAUGGGCGGAGGUGGGCUGCAACAAUAUACUCGAUGUCGUACACACAGAGCUUGCAAAAUUCCAGAUGCAGUUUCCACCAAGGAUGCUGCUGGGCUCUUUGUGCAAGGCUUAACCGCACUCACCUUUAUGCGCGAGGCUCACAGGGUCGAGAAGGGAGAAUACAUAUUGGUGCAUGCUGCGGCUGGCGGUGUGGGGAGUCUAUUGUGUCAAAUUCUCUCAAACGCCGGUGCACACGUCAUAGGUACCACAUCCACUGCCGAAAAGGCACGCGAAGCUAUGGCAAAUGGCGCUGAACACAUAGUCACCUAUGGCGACAAAGAUAUGCAAGAGGUGACAUCCAAGAUCAAAAGUCUUACCCCCGGGGGUGAGGGUGUUGCGGCUGUGUUUGAUGGUGUUGGUCACAAUACUUGGGAAAGCGAUUUCGAUGUUGUGAAACGAAAAGGAACCAUUGUGGUUUUCGGAAAUGCGAGUGGUCCACCACCAGCAUUCUCCGCCUUGAAACUGAUGGCCAAGAAUUUAAAAUUAUGUCGACCAAUGUUAGAUCAAUAUGUUCAUACGCCUGAAGAAUGGUCACAUUACACUGGUGAACUAUUCAAUUUGAUUGCCAAGGGUGUAGUACGUCCAAAAUACCACAAGAAAGAAGGUUAUUCAUUUGACGAAGCUGGAGUACGCGCUGCGCAUACUGACAUCGUGUCCCGUAAGACAUCGGGAAAGCUGAUUGUUAAGGUUUCAGAUGCUUAAAUGCUCAUUUGAGUUAUUGAUGUGCAUACGAGUCUUGGUAUUCUAAACUUAAACAAAAUAUACCACUCAGUCUGAAACUUCUUGAUUACUCCUGAGCUGCUCUUGCUAAAAUUGUUUUCCCAAGAAGCCCUCUUACCAAUGUUUCAGUCUUGAUGUGUGUGUUUUGUAUAAUUACCAUGAAGCCAUCUUGUUCAAUCAGUCAAAUAGCCUGUUCAUCGCACUGUGCACAUAGAGUCACUGUCCUCCUACACCGUGCUUUUGUUCGAACAAUUGACUGUCUUCGACGGUGUAAUCUCUCCAACGGCGAGGUUUCGGUAGC
This is a messenger RNA of Melampsora larici-populina 98AG31, 3436 nucleotides long. RefSeq lists its product as uncharacterized. The record is from RefSeq and is a predicted model, not a curated record. The coding region runs from base 1 to 3117 and encodes 1038 amino acids. Gene Ontology annotation, molecular function: zinc ion binding; magnesium ion binding; phosphopentomutase activity. Gene Ontology annotation, biological process: purine ribonucleoside salvage; carbohydrate metabolic process. NCBI's taxonomy places the organism in Eukaryota, Fungi, Basidiomycota, Pucciniomycetes, Pucciniales, Melampsoraceae. The transcript is spliced from 24 exons.